This is a messenger RNA of Auanema sp. JU1783, 1218 nucleotides long. NCBI's taxonomy places the organism in Eukaryota, Metazoa, Nematoda, Chromadorea, Rhabditida, Rhabditidae. The record is from the annotation of a GenBank genome assembly.
AUGAAUUCAUUCAUUUCCGGUAGCUUAAUGAUCAUAAUUCUAUUUAGUUCAGAGGUCACUGCUGCUUCUGAAUGUUGUCGAACAGGUGGCUUUUGGUCUGAAUGGAAUGGUAAUGUAGCUGAUUGCGCCGAUACGUGCGGAGGUUAUGGAACUUAUAACCGAACGAGAACUUGUUUAUCAGAAGCUGAUGGAUGUCCAUGCACUGGAGAGACUGAACAAGUGGCUGUAUGUGAUAGAACACCUUGUAACUAUCCAAGAUAUCUCAGCUGUGCCGAAGGAUAUAGCGCUGGCUUACUUCUUAAUCGAAUUGCUUGCAAGAAGCCGGAUGAGGAGUUAGUAAACGAAACUCCAGAAGUAUCAGAAUGCGCUGAAUGUUGCCCACCAAAAGGAAUUUGGAGUGAAUGGAAAGGACAGGGUGUCUGCAGUGACACUUGUGGAUCAUUCGGCGUUUUGAUUCGAAAUAGGAAAUGCUUGUCCGAACAGUAUAACUGUCCUUGCGAAGGAGAAACAAAAGAUGAAGUUCCCUGCAAUCCUACGCCCUGUACGAAUUCUACAUCUACUUGUAACGCAGGGUUCGGAUUACAGUAUAAUGAUAAGGUUGGAUUAGUGAUAUGCGCCGCUGUCAACCCUGUCGUGGAAGAAGUUAUACCUAUUUCUAAUUGCUGCGAUCCAGAGAGAUUGGGAUUGUGGAACUCAUGGUCAGAGUGGUCACUCUGCUCAGCAACAUGUGGAAUGUGCGGCAAGCGUAUCAGAUCACGCACAUGUGCCAGUCAAAUGCAUGGAUGCGCCUGCAUCGGAUCAAACAAAGAAGAAAAACCCUGCGGAAAUAUACAAUGCGAAGGAGAAGAGACUUGUUGCUCACCAGCCGUUCCAGCUAUUGCAUUCGAUGGAUCAAAGAUCUGCACACUAAACUCAGAUGCUUUGACAACAACAGCAACAACAGCAACAACUAGUACAACAACAGAUUCCAUGUUGGGCAGUUGGUCAGUAUGGAAAGCUGUCUCUGGAUCAACAUGCAAUGACACUUGCGGAUCUUGUGGAAGGCUAUCAGCUGCAAGAACUUGUCUUCCUGCUGGAGCUACCUGUCUAGGAGAAGCUACAGGACUGAUCCCAUGUAAUCCAGUAGUGUGUGCUUUUCCUCGUAGCACAUGCUGUACAGGAUACAAAAAACAUUUUGAUGCAGGACUUCGCAUGUUCGACUGUGUCCCCGAAAACUGA